AUGGAUGCGAACAGCCCGAACAAUGCAGCGACAGGUCAGGGGUCAGACCCGCAGAGACCGCAGCCACGGAUGGUUGGAGGAGGAGAGGCCGAGAAAGGGGUGGUGAGGGGCGUCGGGAGAGCAGGGAGCAGCAACAGCAGCAGCAGCAGCAGUCUGGCGAAGGAGGGCGAGGUUCGCAAGGGCGGCGGGGGCGGGGGCGGGCUGCUGAAGCACAAAAAGAGCAGAGGCGGGUUUCUCCUGCACCACCACCGGAACAAGGACGAGGAGGAGCCGGAGCAGGGGACGCCGACAGGGUCGCCUGGCUCGUCGUCGUUCUUCCACAUCCACCACCACCACAGCAGCGGGGCGGGUGCCGGCGCCGACAGCCACAGCCAGCCGUCCCGGCACCACCAGUCGCUGGCGAACAUCCUGCCGGGGUCCCGGGCCGUGCGCUCAGCCAACAUGGACAGCACGAGAAACACGUCGUCGUCGUCGUCGUCGCCGCCGGUGCCCCACCCGAGGAUCGAGCACAACACCAACUACGGCCCGCACGAGACCAUCAUGAUGAACCGCUCCGCGUCCACGCCCUUCCCGUCCAACCCGCCCGCACACCUGCACUUCCCGCACCACAUCCCGGCCGACGUGGCGGCGCCAGCCGCCGCCUCCAUCAACUCGGCCAACACCGCCGCCAGCUCGAUGAAGAGCUCGGGCAAGAAGAUCUUCAGCUUCACCAAGAAGGCCACCCGGCUAGCCGGAGACCUAGCCUUCGGACGGUUUGAGGACACCAUGGACUACCCCACGUACGCCAUCCCAAACUCACCCUCGCACUCCUCACAAUCCUCUUUUGUCCAGCCGCCGUCCCGCUCGAGCUCCCACUCGAACUCCCACCCGGACUCCCCUUCGCAGUCGUUGCACUCGCAAUCGCACUCGCAGCUGCAGACGCAGACGCAACCGCACUCGCAAUCGCAGUCUCCUUCCCACCAAUCCCAUUUGCCCCAGUUCCACCCGCAAGUCCAGCGCCAGAAGUAUCAGAAGCAGCAGUUGACGAUCGAGUAUCAUACCAAGAUGAAAAACAUCCUGUCUUUGACCAUGAACCACAGCAUGUCCUUCUAUAUCGACUUCCUCCGUUUUUUCUUGAAGUACAUGGACGAUUCGGAGUUGGAUGAUCCCUUCCUCUACUCCGUCACUAGAAACUCGUUUUGGAAUACCUGGUACAUCAAGUACUUGAGGUCGAUCAACGAAACUCUUGAUACUCGCGCUUCUUUACUUGCGGAGAAGGACCAGAACCAACAGAAACAACAGGGAAACCAAGGAAAUGAACAGAUUUCAGUUUCAGAUAGCCUAUGGAGUGACUCCCAUGACCGAGUCUCAGCUUCAGACCCGAAGUUGAAUUCAGGAAGUAACUUAGCUUCUACCUCGACUUUUGAUUCUCAGACUUCCUCGAAUUCACCAGAUGACAUCAAAAGUAAAAUUGCUGAAAUACCCUCGAUCGAUGAAAUCGACGCGGAGAUUUUCCAAGAUCGAAAAAUGGUUUUGCUUUUGUUAUGGCACAACCAGAUAAUCAACAGAUUGUCCAACCACGCGUCGGUCAUCCACAAGUUGUUGUCCAGCCAUGCGAAGAAUUCUGAGAUUUGCAUUAUCACCUCAAAUCGACUUAAACCUUACCAGUCUACUCCAGGAAAUGCCUCUUCCAAGUUGAGUAAAAAUCACAUUUCACCAGCACAUUUAGAACUUAUCGAUGGCUGGCAAUUGAGACAUGAUUUUCCCAACUAUAAAGUCAGCCUUGUGAACAUUUCCGACAGAUUCCAGGUUCUUUUGGACCUGAAAAAUUCUGCAUAUUUACCAGAUGACUUGCAGCAACAAUAUCCGCAUUUCAAUGAUAUCAGCUUUCUUACAGAGGAUUUCAUCAACUCAAAUGUUAAACCGAAGGAAAAGGCAUUUCUGUCAGAUUAUUCUUCAUUCACUGCACCUUCCAUACACAAGUUACCCGUUCGUGAUGAAUCUCAAAUCCUGGUUUAUGCCCCAGAUUUCACGAGAUUAAUCUUCAACGAGAAUGACGUCAAUAUGGGUUUGACAGAGUUUGAAAGAGUCCUCAAACCUGGCGGCUCUAUUUUCCUCAUACUAUAUGAUGUCCUUUCAUUCAAAAACACUUAUACGGUCAAUACUGAACACGAAGUUCGAUUAGGAGAGUACAUUCAAAUUUUCAUCAACAAUGAAAUUUCAAAAUUGUCUAAACUGCCUAACUUAAGUCAGAUCAUUAUUAAAAUCUUGAAGGGUAAAAGUUUCAAGAAGAUUAAAUACGUCAAGCUGGGGAUACCUGUCAUUAGCUUCAACGAGCAACAGCAUGAUUAUGAUGAAAUUAGUGAAAAGAUUUCACAGGAGCAAAUGCACCAAGCUCCUAAGAAGGCUUCUGCCGAACCUGACAUUUUGAUUCCACGUCCGAAAGCUGGUGACGAAAAGGAUGCAGAUGUUGGAACUGAUUACGAUUAUUCUGAAGAAUCUAAUACAACACUCAUACAACCUGUCUCAAAGAACAGAAAUGCUACAUAUGUUAAUGUCAAUUCUCAAAAUCAGAAAACUGACAGCGCUGCAUCUGGUAACACUCGGCAUGCUGCUACAUCUCCAUUUGAAAAUUCAAAGUCAAACCAACAAAGACAACAACGUGAGAACCGUCAUAAGCACAUCCACGAAGCUAAAUCGGCGAGUCGAAAUGGAAGCCCAUAUGCGCCAAAUCCAACAAACACGUUUGACAAUGACUAUGAAAAUGAUGUUCAUUAUGAACAUCGCCAUGAGAAGGAAAAUCUAGGUGAUAUUAGCGAUCAACCGAUAGCCUCAUUAUACUGUAUGCUAUCGUCGUACAUUGAUUUUUUGAGGCUGAGUCAAAUUGUUGAUCUUCAUUCGUGGAUGUCAGAUCCUAUAAAUGGCCACGUCAGAAACAGCGGUUCCUUUUCAGGAGUUGCAGGAUUGACCGAAACAACAGUACAUACGUUGAGACUAUGGCUUGAUUGGAAAUUGCAUGGGUUUGAAGGAGAGAUGGUGAGAAAGAUAGUAUGCGAGAGAAUUAAGGAAGGUAACAUAGACAGAGAAGGUCAUGAUGUGGAAUUAGGAGUGAAAGUGAAGAUACACGAUAUAGGGAACUUGGAGAAAAGAGAGAACCCCCUAAUAUAUUUUGAUGACAUUAGUCAGGAUGUUUUCAACGAUGGAAUCUUGGCUGGACUAGAUUCGAUAAUGUUGGUAACUGCAGAAAAGGGUAAAACCUAA
Messenger RNA from Pichia membranifaciens NRRL Y-2026, 3240 nucleotides. RefSeq lists its product as hypothetical. The transcript has a single exon. The record is from RefSeq and is a predicted model, not a curated record. NCBI's taxonomy places the organism in Eukaryota, Fungi, Ascomycota, Pichiomycetes, Pichiales, Pichiaceae. The coding region runs from base 1 to 3240 and encodes 1079 amino acids.